GUUAUGUGUAACUGUAAGAGCGAUUUUCACGAGAAAAGAAGAAUUGCCUGUGUGUUUUGAAUGAUUUGAUAAAUAACUUCGUCUCUGAAUAUAGCCGGGAUAGAUUCAGUCGUCAUAGUUGGUGGAUUCAAAGACGAAUAACUCAACUGAGGAAGAUUGCAUUGGCAAACAAUUCCGACGGGCCAGUUGUCAGGAGAAACAUCCACUUUCAGUAAAUCAUAUGCAACAUUGUUGGCGAUCUUCUAAGUUCACUUUAGCCUGGAACUAGGAUAGCUAUGAUGGCUGACGUGACAGAUGCCACAGAAGUUCGUGAAAAUUUCAAGCAUGUUGUUUUGAAAACAAAACUCAAAGAUGUGGAAAAGAUCUUUGGCUGGCUUGCUGAUGAUUUGUACAGCCGAAAGGAAAAGAUGGAGCGUGUUAUCGUUUACUGCCAGUCUAGAGCAACUUGUGUCGAACUUUACUCUAUUUUCGACAGCAAGACUCCACCUGUGGAUCCGAAAUUUUUCAGUAUGUUUCAUGAAAAUACACACAGUGAUGUCAAGGAAGAGGUUCAACACAGUUUUUCAGACCCCGAGGGAGCUUGUCGUAUUCUCUUUGCGACAAUGGACUUUGGACAGGGGACUGAUAUAAAAGGGACCCACAAUGUUGUCGUUUUGGGUGCACCAAACGAACUUGCCGACUAUGUGCAACUGAGUGGUAGAGUAGGGCAUGAUGGCCAACAGGGUUCAUCAAUCCUCAUAAAGUACCGAAGACACAGACAAACACCACUUCAGAAGCAGAUGGAAGAGUUCCUUGACACCUCACAAUGUAGGAGAGGCGUGCUACAAGCAGCAUUUCCUGUAGCCGCAGGCUCACAAGAAGUUAAAGAAAUUGUGCCGCAUAACUGUUGCGAUAACUGCGCAUCUAACUGCAACUGUGGGGAUGAUUCUUGCUCUGCCUGUCCAAGCUACUUGGAGGAAAACUUCAUAAAGAAUCUAGAGGCGGCUAACGGUUUUGAAAUAGUUACUCGUUCGGUAUCAGAAGACCAAUGCACGUCAGUACAAAACAGUCUCCAAGAGUUAAGAGAUGAACUGGUUGGACCUUGCAAGCAUCUAUACACUGGAGAUCUAGGCUGUGGCCUGGCAACCUAUACAGUAAACCAAAUCUUAGAUGAGCUAUCUUUUUCAUUUUCUUAUUCACAAUUCUGUGAAAGAUAUUUCUUUGGUACUAAAGUAAUAAGAGAGCGUGUCUGGGCGAUUGUUAAUACCAAUCUAGUCGGUUCAUCACCUACAGGCAGUGCAUUUGUAGCAGCUAGCAACGACGACUCUAGUGAUGACGAAGAUGAGGCAGACGAGGACGAAUAUACCAAAGCAUGUUUAGGAUACACUGACAGCGAGACUGACAGCGAGUGUGAUAGCGAGGCUGAGAGUGAUAGUGAGGCUGAGAGUGACAGCGGGGCUGAGUGUGAUUGAGGCAUUUCAACGUUGAUCUGUGUUAUUUAAAGGAUUUGGGUACUUUUUCAAAAUGUCCGUAGAUUUACAUUAAACUUACAGGGUUUGAAGAU
Molecule: messenger RNA, 1543 nt
Organism: Asterias rubens (European starfish)
Lineage: Eukaryota; Metazoa; Echinodermata; Asteroidea; Forcipulatida; Asteriidae
Product: Bloom syndrome protein homolog
Exons: 2
Coding region: 276-1451 (391 amino acids)
Biological process (GO): double-strand break repair via homologous recombination
Cellular component (GO): chromosome; cytoplasm; nucleus
Molecular function (GO): four-way junction helicase activity; 3'-5' DNA helicase activity
Source: RefSeq, a predicted model, not a curated record